Messenger RNA from Camelus dromedarius (Arabian camel), 2606 nucleotides. It is a transcript of the gene ZBTB45, whose product is annotated as zinc finger and BTB domain containing 45. Gene Ontology annotation, biological process: regulation of transcription by RNA polymerase II. The coding region runs from base 489 to 2096 and encodes 535 amino acids. NCBI's taxonomy places the organism in Eukaryota, Metazoa, Chordata, Mammalia, Artiodactyla, Camelidae. The record is from RefSeq and is a predicted model, not a curated record. The transcript has 3 exons. Gene Ontology annotation, molecular function: protein binding; DNA-binding transcription factor activity, RNA polymerase II-specific; RNA polymerase II cis-regulatory region sequence-specific DNA binding.
UGCCGGGGAGCAGGGAGGGGAAGGAUCGUAAGAGGAAGGGUUCAGUCCCCACGGAUUGAGGCGCAGGUUUCUUCCCUCGUCGCCCGGGCACGGAUUUGGAAUUCUUUAGAUGCUGGGUGAAUAAAGACAGUGAAGAGUGUUUGUGGUAGAGGUAAUGGCACGUGCAAAGACUUGGCCUGUUCAAGGAACUGCCAUGAGGAGCUCUGAGCUAAGGAGGGUCCUGAUCUGUUAGGUCUGAACAGGCUCCCUCUGCCUGUCGCGUAGGGAAUAGACCAGGAGGUGGGGGGCCGGGAGGAGGUUACUGGGGCAGUAGAGGUAUGCAAAGUGGUCUGAGGGGUCAGAUGUGGAGCAUGCAUGACCUCAGCAAAGGAAAGGUGGUUUGGGCAUAAGGAGCCAGAGGGCGUGAGUCUGAGACCCCAGUAGACCCCAAGGGUUAAGAGAGGCCUCACUCUGGGGCUGUGACCCCACCUGAGCCAGGCUGGUGCAGAAUGGGCGGGUCUCAGGGUAUAUCCUGUGUCUGGAUUGACUGGAGGUGUGUGUGGCCUCAGUGCAAGAUGGCGGCGACCGAGGCGGUGCAUCACAUUCACCUGCAGAACUUCUCCCGCUCUCUGCUUGAGACCCUCAACGGGCAGCGGCUGGGUGGGCACUUCUGUGACGUGACUGUGCGCAUCCGCGAGGCUUCACUGCGUGCACAUCGCUGUGUGUUGGCCGCUGGCUCGCCCUUCUUCCAGGACAAGUUGCUGCUCGGCCACUCCGAGAUCCGCGUGCCCCCUGUGGUGCCCGCGCAGACAGUGCGCCAGCUCGUCGAGUUCCUCUACAGCGGCUCGCUAGUGGUGGCGCAGGGUGAAGCGCUGCAGGUGCUCACAGCCGCGUCGGUGCUGCGCAUCCAGACGGUGAUCGACGAAUGCACACAGAUCAUCGCCCGCGCCCGCGCCCCUGCCUCGGGCACCCCCGCGCCCGCGCCCCUGCCAACGCCAGUGCCCCCGCCGCUCGCGCCCGCGCAGCUGCGCCACCGCCUGCGCCACUUGCUGGCCGCCCGACCCCCAGGCCACACCGGUGCCGCGCACAGCCGCAAGCAACGCCAGCCCGCGCGCCUGCAGCUGCCUGCGCCCCCCGCUUCUGCCAAGGCGGAGGGCUCAGAUGCCGACCCCGCUCUGACCGCGGCCCCAGACGACGGCGGUGACGACGACGAGGAGGAGACAGAUGACGAGACCGACGGCGAGGAUGGCGAAGGUGGCGGCCCGGGUGAGGGCCAGGCGCCCCCUUCUUUCCCCGACUGCACCGCGGGCUUCCUCCCCGCGGCCGCUGAUGCAGCGCGCGAGGAGCCGCCUGCGCCCGCCGGCCUCUCUGAUUACGGCGGAGACGGGAGGGACUUCCUCCGGGGGACUUCUGCGGCCGAGGACGUGUUCCCCGACAGCUACGUCUCCUCUUGGCAAGACCGGGAUCAAACCGCCCCUGAAGGCUGUCCCACCGAGACCCCGGCCCCGCCCGACUGCGUCCUGUCUGUACCCCGUCCACCUGGCGUGAAGACCCCUGGGCCGCCUGUCGCGCUUUUCCCCUUUCAUCUGGGCGCUCCCGGGACACCUGCGCAAACCCCUCCCGCGCCCUCUGGGCCGGCCCCCGCGCCCCCGCCCGCCUUUUACCCUUCGCUCCAGCCAGACGCAGCUCCCAGCGCGCCUCUGGGGGAAGCCUCGGCCCCACCGGCCGCUCCCACCGUGGCCCCCUCGACAACCACUGCGCGCGCCCCGGGGGCCGAGCCGCCCGCCUACGAGUGCAGUCACUGCCGCAAGACGUUCAGCUCUCGGAAAAACUACACCAAGCACAUGUUCAUCCACUCGGGGGAGAAGCCCCAUCAGUGCGCCGUGUGCUGGCGAUCUUUCUCGCUGCGCGACUACCUGCUCAAGCACAUGGUCACGCACACGGGCGUGCGCGCCUUCCAGUGCGCUGUUUGCGCCAAGCGCUUCACGCAGAAGAGCUCGCUCAACGUGCAUAUGCGCACCCACCGGCCAGAGCGCGCGCCCUGCCCUGCCUGCGGCAAGGUCUUCUCGCACCGCGCGCUGCUGGAGCGCCACCUGGCAGCGCACCCUGCGCCCUGACCCUGGCCUGGGGCCUGACCACUCCCCCCGGGGUCGGCAGCGCGCACCGAGGAGGCGACACCUGCUGCGGCACCUGGACCACGUUCCCGCAGCCAAACCACGCUUUUUCCUCAGCGCAGGCCUUCCUUCUGCUUCCACCCUUUUCUCCAGCCCAGCUCGCCUCACUCCUCUCCUCCCACGUAUUCAGACCCUCGGGGCGGUGGCGGGCUGGUCGAGGACCCGACCACCUCUGGAAACUGGAUCAUCUCCAGCCUGAACCAGGACUCACCCAUGGUGCCGAGCCCAGGAUUCUUGACUCCAGCUGGGAUUCACUCCCCUCCCUCUCCCGUGAGUGGGCGGAGUCUAGGGCUGCUCCUGUAUUAGGCCGGUCGAGGUCCCUGGCGCCCCACCCCGAGCUACUCCCUCAUCUGGCAUCUAAGGAGCCUCAGGUGGACCCGUCAUGGACAGAGGCCUAGUCUGGGAGCCCCUGCUCUGUAAUAAAGGACUGGACCAUGGGCCCCAAGUACUGAA